Molecule: messenger RNA, 1799 nt
Organism: Neodiprion virginianus
Lineage: Eukaryota; Metazoa; Arthropoda; Insecta; Hymenoptera; Diprionidae
Gene: Cndp2
Product: cytosolic non-specific dipeptidase
Exons: 6
Coding region: 184-1629 (481 amino acids)
Biological process (GO): proteolysis
Molecular function (GO): metallodipeptidase activity
Source: RefSeq, a predicted model, not a curated record
CUUACUCAAUUAAAGUACGAGUAUCCAAGCGUAUUUAUAUACCCGCGAUACUGGCAGACAGGCGUUCCGUACAAAGAUUAGAUAAAUUUACACAGCACACCAUAGUGUUCAGCUUAGAGCAGAACCGAUAAGAAUAUUUUGCUUGCUAUAAAACCGACCUAAGGACGUAAUCCAAUAUCAACCAUGGAUCAGCCACUACCGGCAACGUUGAGCAAACUGUUUAGCCAUAUAGAUGCCCACAAGUCUGAUUACAUUGAGGCUCUCAGGGAGGCUGUUGCAAUAAAAUCCGUCUCAGCAUGGCCCGACAAAAGGAACGACAUAGUGAGAAUGAUGAAGUGGGCAGAAAAAAAGCUAAAGGAAUUGGGAUCUACAACAGAACUUGUGGAUAUUGGAAAGCAAACACUUCCCGACGGCAAGCAGAUUCCCCUGCCACCAAUUCUGCUGGGAGAUCUUGGCUCCGACCCAAAAAAGAAGACCGUACUUUUGUACGGACAUCUAGACGUUCAGCCGGCUUUAGUCGAAGAUGGUUGGGACACCGAGCCAUUUGAAUUGGUCGAAAAAGACGAAAAACUUUACGGUAGAGGAAGUACUGACGACAAAGGUCCUGUCCUUGGAUGGAUUCAUGCUUUGCAAGGAUAUAAGGCUAUCGGGGAAGAAAUCCCAGUUAAUAUAAAGUUCUGUUUUGAGGGCAUGGAAGAGAGCGGAAGCGAAGGUCUUGACGAGCUCUUGUGGGAUCGUAAAGAUACGUUCUUGAAGGGUACCGACUAUGUAUGCAUUUCGGACAAUUACUGGCUGGGUACGACAAAGCCCUGCAUAACAUACGGUCUCAGGGGUAUCUGCUAUUUUAACCUGGAGGUCAGCUGUGCGAGCAAAGAUCUGCACAGCGGGACUUUCGGCGGUACUGUAUAUGAAGCUAUGGCCGAUCUGAUCUUCCUAAUGAACACGUUAGUGGAUAUCGACGGUCGAAUUAAAAUCGAUGGCAUCUACGACAAAGUUGCUAAGAUCACAGAUGCUGAACUCGAAAGCUACAAGACAAUAGAAUUUGAUGUGGAUGAAUUCCGUACGCAGGUUGGAACGUCCAGGUUGGCGCACAAUGAGGACAAGACGCAACUAUUGAUGCACCGCUGGCGCUAUCCAAGCCUUUCUCUACAUGGUAUCGAAGGAGCUUUCAGUGAGCCUGGGGCAAAGACUGUGAUACCACGAACGGUGAUUGGCAAAUUUUCGAUAAGAAUAGUGCCAGACAUGACCCCGAACGAGGUUGAGUCACUGGUGCGACGUCAUUUGGAAAAGCAAUGGGUGACUAGAGGCAGUCCCAACACAAUGAAAGUCAGCAUGGGUCAUGGUGGAAAACCAUGGACAGAGAAUCCGGAUCACCCGCACUACCUAGCCGGUCGUAAAGCAACGAAACACGUCUACAAGGUUGAUCCGGAUUUGUCGCGUGAGGGUGGUUCCAUUCCUGUGACGCUAACUUUUCAAGAAGUGACUGGUAAGAACGUUCUCCUAUUGCCGGUUGGCUGUGGCGAUGAUGGUGCACAUUCCCAAAACGAAAAGCUCAACGUGCGCAACUACAUAGAAGGCACAAAGUUACUUGGAGCUUAUCUCUACGAAGUUGCUCAACUACAACACUAAAUCUUCCUAUAAGUCUAUGAACGCGUAUCGAGGAAUACACUGAUACUCUUACGUCCCGAUUUAUGAAUAUUAUGAUAUUAUCAAAAUGUAUCGAAUUAAACAUAUCGCAUGUAAUGGUUUAAGGAAGUAUACGCCCUUAUACCGUUAUGUUCGAUAUUAUUUUUUAAGAA